Penicillium diatomitis is the source of this 2664-nucleotide messenger RNA. RefSeq names its product putative spindle pole body component. Gene Ontology annotation, cellular component: microtubule plus-end; spindle pole; spindle pole body. The coding region runs from base 1 to 2664 and encodes 887 amino acids. The record is from RefSeq and is a predicted model, not a curated record. Gene Ontology annotation, molecular function: microtubule plus-end binding; microtubule plus end polymerase activity. Lineage: Eukaryota; Fungi; Ascomycota; Eurotiomycetes; Eurotiales; Aspergillaceae. The transcript is spliced from 5 exons. Gene Ontology annotation, biological process: establishment or maintenance of microtubule cytoskeleton polarity; mitotic spindle organization; microtubule polymerization.
AUGGCUGAUGCAGUGGAGGACUUCUCCUCUCUGCCGCUUCCAGACCGGUUCGCUCACAAGAACUGGAAAGUGCGAAAAGAAGGAUACGAAGAUGCGAAGGCACAAUUCGAAAAAUCCCCCGACGAGUCCGAUCCCGUUUUCAUACCGUUCCUACAAGACCCUGGGCUAUGGAAGGGUGCAGUCGCAGAUUCCAACGUCGCCGCUCAGGUGGAAGGUUUAGGCGCUUAUUGUGCCUUUUUGAAGUUUGGUGGAGUGCAGGCCUGUACAAGGACCCGUGCCUCCACUGUUGGACCAAUUGCAGAAAAGGGUCUACCUUGUGCCAGGCCAGCAGGCAAGGCCAGUGCGCAGGAAGCUCUUCUGCUAUGCGUUGAGCUAGACAGUGCCGAUGGUGUCCUUGAGGAUCUCCUUCCCGUUGUAUCACACAAGGUGCCGAAGACGAUUGCCGGGGCGCUCGCCGCUUUGACCACGUUAUACCACAACUUUGGCUGCAAAAUUGUAGAUCCCAAGCCUACAUUGAAAGCGCUACCCAAAGUAUUCGGUCACGCUGACAAAAACGUCCGAGCCGAGGCACAGAAUCUGACUGUGGAGUUGUACCGAUGGCUACGCGAAGCUAUCAAGCCUCUUUUCUGGUCUGAGCUCAAGCCAGUGCAGCAGCAGGACCUGGAAAAGCUCUUCGAGAACGUCAAACAAGAGGCCCAACCUAAGCAAGAGCGGUUCACCCGGGCCCAGCAAGAUGCCAUGGCCGCUGCGAGCGCAAACCCCACAGCUGGUGAGGGCGGGGAUGAUCAGGCCGGCGAAGAAUAUGCAGAGGAGGGAGCGGAAGAGGUGGACGUCUUUGAUUUGGCCGAGCCCGUCGACGUGAUGCCCAAGAUUCCCAAGGAUCUUCACGAACAGCUCGCAUCCUCCAAGUGGAAAGACCGCAAAGAAGCUCUGGAUGCCUUGUACACCGCGGUCAACGUUCCCCGCAUCAAAGAUGGACCCUUUGACGAAAUUGUGAGGGCUCUGGCUAAAUGCAUGAAGGAUGCCAACAUCGCCGUGGUCACGGUCGCGGCAAAUUGCGUUGAUCUUCUGGCCAAAGGCCUGCGCGAGGGGUUUCAGAAGUAUCGGCCCAUUAUUAUGGCACCGAUGCUGGAGCGUCUGAAGGAAAAGAAGCAGUCUGUAGCAGACGCAUUAGGUCAGGCGCUAGAUGCCGUGUUCACCUCAACAGACCUCUCUGAAUGUUUGGAGGAGAUUUUCGAAUUCCUGAAGCACAAGAACCCCCAAGUCAAGCAGGAAACGCUGAAGUUUUUGAUUCGUUGUCUUCGCACGACCCGCGUUGUGCCCUCGAAGCCGGACAUCAAGGCAAUUGCCGAUGCUGGCACCAAAGCAAUGACUGAGUCCACAGAGGCACUUCGAUCUGGUGGUGCAGAGAUCCUCGGCACGCUGAUGAAGAUUCUGGGUGAAAGAGCUAUGAAUCCUUACCUAGAGGGCUUGGAUGACAUUCGAAAGACGAAGAUCAAAGAGUACUUCGAGACGGCAGAGGUGAAGGCCAAGGAUCGACCUAAGCCGAUUGUCGCUCCUCCCAAGCCUGCUGCUCCAGCUGGCCGCAAAGCUGCCCCGGGUAAGAAACCUGCAUUGGGGACCAAGAGACCGGCUCCAGCGGCCGCGGCCCCUGCCCCAGCGGAAGAGCCUCCAGCCAAGGUGGUGCCUCGGGGAGUUCCCUCGAAACUUGGAAAACCUGGUCUUGCCCCCCUACUAGUGCAGAGACGAGUUGCGACUCCACCAACGGAAGAUGCAGCACCGCCGCCUCCUGCGGCUCCGAAGUUUGGUCUCGGACGUGGCCUCGCUGGCCGUCCCAUCGCCAAACCUGCUGCGCCAGCUGAGCCCGUUCCGGCUCCUGCACCCCCAGCUGUAAACGCCAUGUCCGCGGCGGACCGUGCCGAACUGGAGGCACUUCGAGCGGAGAAAGAGAAUUUCUUGCGCACGAUCGACGACUUGAAGAAUGAGCGAUCCAAGUACAACUCUCAGAUCACCGAGCUCCAAAAUCAAAACGCACAGUUGAUCGAAGAUCACACCAGAGAUGUCUUGAGCAUCAAAGCCAAAGAAACGCAACUGGUUCGGGCCCGUAGUGAUGCUGAAGCCGCUGAGCAGAAUGUUCAGAAGCAGCAACGCGAGAUUGAGAGACUGAAGCGCGAGCUCGCACGAGCUCUUCGAGCAUCGGCAAUGAGUCCGCCCAAUGCCGGUUCCGAUGGGGGCAGUCUCAGUAUUCCCGACUCUACAUCGAUGUAUCAAGAAUCUGUCAGCAAUGGCCACGCCGCUCGCUCGGGUCUGCAUCUUCAGUCCAGAUUCGAAAACAGUCGCCCGCGAAGCUACGUAUCCGCCACACCAAGUGAGGAGAAGGAAAACACUGGAAUCGAGUCACCAGGUGGUCUUGGGGCUCGGGAGAGCGCUGGCUUUGGCCUUGGGCGCCGGAAGCUCAGCCCUACAUAUGGGCUGUCUGGUCUCGGCAGCCCAACGCGGUCAUCUCGAAGCUCAGCGCAUGCCACUGAUGACGAGGUGGCGCCGCGCUCCGCAGAGCCUGCCGAAAACUGGAAGCGUGCUGCGGAAGUGACCAGCCAGCUAAAGGCGAGAAUUGAGCAAAUGAAGGCUCGGCAAGGACUAUCACGACCCCCUGCACACCGUUAA